Trichoderma atroviride IMI 206040 is the source of this 3489-nucleotide messenger RNA. RefSeq lists its product as uncharacterized. Gene Ontology annotation, cellular component: nucleus; cyclin-dependent protein kinase holoenzyme complex. The record is from RefSeq and is a predicted model, not a curated record. NCBI's taxonomy places the organism in Eukaryota, Fungi, Ascomycota, Sordariomycetes, Hypocreales, Hypocreaceae. Gene Ontology annotation, biological process: regulation of cyclin-dependent protein serine/threonine kinase activity. Gene Ontology annotation, molecular function: protein kinase binding; cyclin-dependent protein serine/threonine kinase regulator activity.
GCGCCCUCUUCUUUUUACUUUUUCUUCCCUAUUUCCUUAUACAACACCUCCAAGAUGCCGUGUGAUACCACCAUCUCACCCGCAUAUGACCCUUUGAGUCAAUACUCCUCCUCCUACACCUCUUCCUACAGCUCCUCCGCCUCAUCCUCCUUGGCCUCAGCCUCGGUGUGGUCUGGCUCCGACACCGCAUCGCAGACCUCAGACGACGCCUCGACUUCCACCGCUUCGUCUGACAACGACCCCUGGCAGUCCGUCUUCCUCCAGGCGAUUCGUCGCCGCCCUGAAGCGCCUGGCCAGCAGCAACCGACUGCGCCUAUCCCUAUUCCUGCUGCUGCCGUCCCCGCAGAACUGCGUCAAAACCCUAGACGGACCGCGAGUUCCAGCGGCAGCUCGGGAUGUCACCCUCCCUCGCUAGUCCGGCAGUCGGAUCGCAAAGUGAACUUUGUCGACAGCCUCGUUGAUUCCUCGACUCAGAUCGUCGAAGCCAUCUGGCCUCUUUCUUCUGCUCCAUGCCGCCCGGAACCUGGCAACAGAGCCGUGCUCCCGCUGCGGACCUUUAUCCAGGAGACUCUUCGGCGCUCACGUACGAGUUACUCGACGCUGCAAGUCGCCCUGUACUACCUGGUCCUCAUCAAGCCUCACGUUCCCAAGCGUGGCUUUACUACCGAGCAGUACGAGGAUCGCUACUCUGACCGCGCUCUUCAGUGCGGUCGGCGCAUGUUCCUCGCGGCCCUGAUCCUUGCAUCCAAGUACCUCCAGGACCGAAACUACUCGGCACGUGCCUGGAGCAAGAUCUCCGGCCUCGGCGUCCAGGAGAUCAACCAAAACGAGGUGGCUUUCCUCCUCGCUGUCAACUGGAAGUUGCACAUUACAGACGAAGUCUUCCAGAGAUGGACUGAGAUCGUUCUGAAGCAUACGCCACCUCCUCCGCCGCCAUCGCCGGGUGCCCUUUCUCCCACUCUGGCUCGGCAGACCUUGAGAUGGAAACAAGCCAUUCUCAGGCUGAACCCUGACUUGACCAACGUCGAGGUGCUCAUGUCUGCUGCUCAGCUGUCAGCUGCCAGAUCCAGUGAUCUCUGCGCACUGUCGCCUCGCAGCAUCCUCAAUCUUCCUGCGGAACAGCAGCAGCGACAAACUCCUUUGGUCCUGGCUGAGGAAGAAACUUGCGAUCCCAAGUUGACCACAAAGUACCUGCCUCCCAUGGAGCCGACCCCCAUGAUGGCCUACUCGGCCACUCCCGGCAGAAUGGCCCCGACUCUGGGUCUUCUCCCGACGCCACGUCUCACGCCGCAAUCAAGUGGUAUGUGCACUCCUGCAGCGAGUGUUGCAACCCAAAUCCUCGGAAGAAGCAGCGCAAUGGGUUUGGCCAUGGCUCAGGCUGGUGUCACCAGCGCCGCCGCCCAGCAUCUGGAACGCUUCCCCGCGCCGACUCUGUCCACCUCUCCUCAGAACUUCUGCCCCGCUCGUCGAUCUUCGCUUGCCAACUCCAUCUCCACCAUGUCCUCUCCCGAGUCGAUGGUCUCGGAUUUGUCUCACACUUCUCGCUCGUCCUCCGUUUCGUCUGCCUCGUCUCUGGCUAGCGCGACCCUCAACAAUCCGUUGAUGGCUCAGUCGCGAUUCCGAUUGAUGAAGGCGAUGAAUGAGAGAUCAAGCCUGAAGACGACUAUCCACACCGUCUCGGAGAGCAGUGAAGAGUAUGGUUUCUCGUCCUCUCCCGAAUCGUAUACCGGCCCGGUUGCGAAGAUUGGAGGCCUUCGGACGGAAACCUCCCUGUCAGCAAGAUACGAGCGCGAGCUGGAGCGCCAGUCGCGAGAAGCCGACUCGGAUGCCGCGCGCACUCUGCAAGAUUUGCACAACCAGAGCAUCCGUAGCGCUUACUAUGCUCCCGAGGCGCCCAAGACCGGAACCAAGCGUAGCAGAACCGCAUCGCUGGACCAGCCUCUCCAGGACCACGUCCGCGAGAUCCUCGGCGCACCCUACGGAAGCACUUCUCGCUUCCAGCAGCCUGUCCUGCCCAGCUCGGCAGAGACGAGGAAGAGACUCUGCUGCUCCACCGAGGCAGCAACCGGCUACCAAGUAGCAACGGGCAACCACAACUAUGGCCUCCGAGAGCCAAGCUUUUGGGAGAUCCUCAACUGAAAUUUACACCUGGGGCGUUUGUUUGUUUAUGACCUGUCAAGCUUUACGCGAACUAUUUUUUUUCGCCAACAAUCUAAUGCUGUUAACUUACCACGGAUCGGUUUGGCUGUAACUAUUGGCCCUCAAUUCUCUCGCUUUUUUUAUUCUCCUUAUUAUUCUUCCCUUUGUUAGAAGACUUGCGAUUUGAUUAUUGAUUUCCAUGGAAUGGCGCUCGAAGGAGAAAGAGACCAAGGGACGUCUCGUUGACAAACAGAGCUUUUGAUAUCGCACAGCCUGGGGGCAAAGGGACAUUAUUUUUUUCUGCAAAACGAUCAUAAACCACCGGAACGAUGAUAUCCAAGGCAUUGGGAUGCCUUUUGGAAAAAAGUGCGUUUUAAUCUUUUUUUUAAAACUGUUUCCUCAUCCAGGAACAAAGGGAAAUUUUACACAUGGAUGGUUAUACAACGAAUGGUGAUGAAAGAUAUCCUGUAUAGUGUCGAAGAGAGCAAUUUCAGGGGAUGAUGGUUGAUGAUUUAGGGGGUGGCUAUGGAGAGGAGAGAAGUUGUUGCGCAUGUACGACUAGUAGAAGCAGAGGAGAAGAGGAGAGAGGCAGUUGAUGCUGUUUUGAUAUUUUUUUUUUAUUUUUUCACACUUUCCAAUUUUUUUUUCUUUUUUUUUUUUUUUUUCUAUUUGCUCUAGGCUUCUAGAAGCUGAAGCCUCGUUCGCUUUGGAUCCAGCUCUGUUUUGAAAGAAGGCUGGGGAUGAAGCGAAUGGGGAGAAUUGAAACAUGUUGAGCAGGAAGACUAUUGAUUGUCCCAUGUUUCUCCAUCAGUGACACGCAUGAUUCAGUAGGUACAAGGCAAGCCAGAAAGUGAAGUGACAUUGCUACAAAGUAUACCAAUAGAGCACUACCGAAUGGACUAAAAUCGACUAUUACUUGGAUAUGGUGCUAAACCACCAUAAUUCCCAUUUAUAGCUUUAAAGCCUCUAUUUAGCCUGCCUCUGCGAGUAAGUAUUUCUUGAUUGGUGUUGUCGACUCUGUAUCAGCCACAGUCGUCGAGUACCUUAUGAACUGAUAGACGAGGGCGCAACAAAUUCGUAUGAAUCCAUGUAUAAUGUGCACAUCUUUCAGGGCUCAAGCCAGUAAUUCCAUUUGUUCUUUUGUGCGCGAAAUUAUCAACCCAAACUAACCCAAACAUCCGGUUCCUUCUGGCGUGACGUUGCCGAGUUGCGUGAAAAAAAGGGUGCUACGCAAAAGCGGCCGCCCACCGAGUGAGUCAUUGGGAAACAAAAAAACCCCCCCGGGAGAAAAACCCAACAUGGGGAGGGGGGUGGUUAACUAAAAAAUUUCGCUUUGAGGUCGGAAGCAUG